AAAUAUUUUAUUAGAUUUUAUUUAAUAUCUUUUAUAUUUUUCUAACGUUUUCUAAUGUAAGGGACUUAUUCAAGUAAAACGAUUGAACCGACAGAUCCAGUUAGACUGAUUGCACCGACCGUUUCCGGUCUCACGUCCCGUUAACCAUUCCGGUUCAAAUUUUCUUGUAUCCGUCUCCCUCCCUCUUCAUUUCAUCAUUUGCUUGCAUCUAUGUGAGAAACAGGAGUUCCAUUGUAGGCUUGGAGCUCUCUCUCUCUCUACCACCUUCCCAACAAACACCAUUCAAUGCCCUCUCCUUCGUCCCACUCAGUUGUCACCGACCUUAGUUAUAUGCACACUUUACAGUAUACAGCUUUAAAUAAACCACGUGAACACUAUACACACAGUCUCUCUCUAUAAAACCCAUCCACACUAACGCUACAUAAUGUACAAAAAGUUGUAUAGAUACAUACAGUGAGAGAGAGAGAGAGAGAGAUGUGGUCAACAUUUACAGCGCUCUUGGCGCUCGUUCUCUCUCAAAAAACCCUCUCACAUGUUUUCUCUCUCCUCCAUAUCUCUCUUCCCCAAGCCCUAACCCUCCUCUUCUUCCUCUCCCUCUCUCUGCUCCUCAUCAUACGCAACCGCAACCAUACACGCAUCUACCUCCUCGACUACACCUGCUACAAACCCCCAUCCACCCAAAAAUGCCCUCUGGAAAACGUCGAAUUCCUCGUUCGCAGAAGCCGAGUCUUCUCUCCCGAAUCCGUGUCCUUCAUGCGCUCCAUCGUCCUAAAAUCAGGGAUUGGGUCCGAGUCAUAUGGUGCCCCAUUCCUCUUCGCCGAAAACCCCACCCCAAAUUUCAACCUUGCCCUUGCGGAGUCACUGGACUCAGUCCUAACAACCACGCUCCAACUUCUCUCUAAAACCAGAACCCAGCCCUCGAGCCUAGGCUCCAUAGUGGUCUCAUGUGGCAUGUUCGCCCCCACUCCCUCUCUCGCUUCCUUUCUAGUAAGCAAACUCGGCUUGACCGAGUCCAUAAAGACCUAUAAUCUAUCUGGCAUGGGGUGCAGUAGUGGAGCCAUAGCGUUGGACCUAGGCUCGAGCCUGGUUCGAACACACCGCUCCCCCGUGCUUGUUGUGGUCACCGAAAAUGUAAGCCACAAUUGGUAUGUCGGCUCCGACAGGUCAAUGCUCGUAACCAAUUGUAUAUUUCGAGUUGGGUGCUCGGCCGCUUUAUUAACGAGCCAAAAGGCUGGAGCCAAGUUCGAAUUGGUCCGAACCAUGAGGACCCAUCAUGGGUCGGACGACUCGGCUUAUAAGGCAGCUUUCCAAAGAGAAGACGAGAAGGGGUUGGUUGGUGUGUCUCUCACCAAGGACUUGGUUCGAGUAGCUGGACUGGCUCUUCGAGAUCAUAUACGAGCCUUGGCCCCACACGUGCUACCAAUUUCUCAGAUGGUUUUGUACGUGUGUAGAACGAUACACGCACGUGUGCGUAGAGAGGCAAAGGUGCUCGUGCCUGAUUUCAUGCAUGCUUUUGAGCACGUUUGUAUACACACGGGUGGGAAAGCGGUGAUAGAUCAGGUGGGAAAAGUGCUUUGCUUGGAUCCCCACGUGCUAGAGCCCGCACAUGCCGUUCUUCAUAGGUUUGGAAACACGAGUGGGAGCCUUGUGUUUUAUGAGAUGGCUUACUUGGAGGCAAAGGGAAGAAUUAAAAAAGGUGACAGGGUUUGGGUACUGGCCUUUGGAACAGGCUUCAAGGUCUGUUCGCACGUGUGGAAGGCCCUACUUGACACGUGCGGGGAGCCUGAUAAUCCUUGGAUGGAUUGCAUACACAGAUACCCUGUUAACUAGUGCCUACCUAACGAAGGAAAAUGGUUUGACAGGAGUGCAGUCCUAUCAAAAAUAAGUAAAUCUUCGUCUUAUAAUUAUUCCAAAAUUGUAGUUCAAAUCAUUACAUUAAUGAUUUUGUCUUGAAUAUCAUGGUCCUCAAAAAAAAAAA
Amborella trichopoda is the source of this 1978-nucleotide messenger RNA. Its product is annotated as 3-ketoacyl-CoA synthase 17. Gene Ontology annotation, molecular function: acyltransferase activity, transferring groups other than amino-acyl groups. The record is from RefSeq and is a predicted model, not a curated record. Lineage: Eukaryota; Viridiplantae; Streptophyta; Magnoliopsida; Amborellales; Amborellaceae. Gene Ontology annotation, biological process: fatty acid biosynthetic process. Gene Ontology annotation, cellular component: membrane.